Messenger RNA from Ilyonectria robusta, 989 nucleotides. RefSeq lists its product as uncharacterized. The transcript has a single exon. Bases 125 to 787 code for a protein of 220 amino acids. Lineage: Eukaryota; Fungi; Ascomycota; Sordariomycetes; Hypocreales; Nectriaceae. The record is from RefSeq and is a predicted model, not a curated record.
CAAACUCCGCCUCUUCAAGAUUAUCCGCAACAUCACCCACAACACCUUCAACCUCGGGAUAUUCGCCGAUUGGCCCUCAAUUCCACACAUCUCGAGUCUCGCCACAGGCCCCCUUUACGCCACCAUGGACGCCGCCAGCUCCCCCCACAAAGCCCGCAUCAUCUCGCACAUGAACAAGGAUCACACGCGCGAGCUGACCUACUACCUGCGACACUAUGCGCGCGCCUCAGCCCGAGCCGCCUCAUCGCCUGAGAUGCGCGACUUGGAUUUCCAGGGCAUGAAAAUCACCGCCCGCGGAGGCGACUUCACCGUCCCCUUCGAGCCUCCGCUGGCCGGGUGGGCUGAGGCCAAGGGCCGCAUCAUCGAGAUGGCGCACACCGCGCGGGAGGCGCUCGGCCUGAGCGACAUCAUCAUCACGUCCUUCAAGUGGCCCGAGGGCUUCGGCAUGUUCGUCUUCGGCGCCGUAAUCUUCUACUUCUGCUGCGCCGCGUCGCUGCCCUGGGUCGUCCCGGGGAGCCCUGCGUGGCCGCUCCUGGAGGCAGCCUUCCCUGGCGGCGCGGAGGGGUUCCGCUGGACCGUCAAGACCAUCUUCUGGCCGGUCAUUGGCAUCCAUGUCAUCGAGUGCUCCAUCUUCGACGGGCGCCUGAAGAAGCACGGUGUGGAGAGGUUCAGUGGCGUGUGGUGGGCGUGGGAGUUGGGUUGCUUCUUUGAGGGUUAUCCAUCCUUUAAGCGGAUUGACGGCAUCAUCGCCCAGAAGACAGCCGAGAAGAACGCCAAAAAGCAAUGAGCAACUACCAGCAGUCCAAGGUCUAAGAGAUGCUACUGCAUGCGACCUUGGGCUCCUCAAGUUGGGCUAUUUUGGAGUUAGAUGUCCAUGGUGAGCACAGCACUACACUAGAAGUCCGUAGAGUUUGUCGCAAGUCCUCAAUUGAGAAUAGCAUCACGAAAGCGAAUUGAUAGAAUACAAGCACAUUUGAAUCAAGUCAUAA